This is a messenger RNA of Closterium sp. Naga37s-1, 3840 nucleotides long. NCBI's taxonomy places the organism in Eukaryota, Viridiplantae, Streptophyta, Zygnematophyceae, Desmidiales, Closteriaceae. The record is from the annotation of a GenBank genome assembly.
AUGGCGACGCCAGCGGCAGUAGCACCGUCGCAGCAGGCGAACGACGUAGACUAUCUCAUAACGAAUGUGCUUAUGCCGGUGGACGCGGACGAAGAGGGGAAUCCCAUGAACGGGUACGCGCGGUUCACUGUGCGCAUGUCUCGCGGAGUGAUAGAGUCGGGACUAUGUAUGGACACUGUAGGGACUAUGGACACUGUAGGGACUAUGGACACUGUAGGGACUAUGGACACUGUAGGGACUAUGGACACUGUAGGGACUAUGGACACUGUAGGGACUAUGGACACUGUAGGGACUAUGGACACUGUAGGGACUAUGGACACUGUAGGGAGUAUGGACACUGUAGGGACUAUGGACACUGUAGGGAGUAUGGACACUGUAGGGACUAUGGACACUGUAGGGAGUAUGGACACUGUAGGGACUAUGGACACUGUAGGGAGUAUGGACACUGUAGGGAGUAUGGACACUGUAGGGACUAUGGACACUGUAGGGAGUAUGGACACUGUAGGGACUAUGGACACUGUAGGGACUAUGGACACUGUAGGGAGUAUGGACACUGUAGGGAGUAUGGACACUGUAGGGACUAUGGACACUGUAGGGACUAUGGACACUGUAGGGACUAUGGACACUGUAGGGACUAUGGACACUGUAGGGACUAUGGACACUGUAGGGACUAUGGACACUGUAGGGACUAUGGACACUGUAGGGACUAUGGACACUGUAGGGACUAUGGACACUGUAGGGACUAUGGACACUGUAGGGAGUAUGGACACUGUAGGGACUAUGGACACUGUAGGGACUAUGGACACUGUAGGGAGUAUGGACACUGUAGGGACUAUGGACACUGUAGGGACUAUGGACACUGUAGGGAGUAUGGACACUGUAGGGACUAUGGACACUGUAGGGACUAUGGACACUGUAGGGAGUAUGGACACUGUAGGGAGUAUGGACACUGUAGGGACUAUGGACACUGUAGGGACUAUGGACACUGUAGGGACUAUGGACACUGUAGGGACUAUGGACACUGUAGGGACUAUGGACACUGUAGGGACUAUGGACACUGUAGGGACUAUGGACACUGUAGGGACUAUGGACACUGUAGGGAGUAUGGACACUGUAGGGACUAUGGACACUGUAGGGACUAUGGACACUGUAGGGACUAUGGACACUGUAGGGACUAUGGACACUGUAGGGACUAUGGACACUGUAGGGACUAUGGACACUGUAGGGACUAUGGACACUGUAGGGACUAUGGACACUGUAGGGACUAUGGACACUGUAGGGACUAUGGACACUGUAGGGACUAUGGACACUGUAGGGACUAUGGACACUGUAGGGACUAUGGACACUGUAGGGACUAUGGACACUGUAGGGACUAUGGACACUGUAGGGACUAUGGACACUGUAGGGAGUAUGGACACUGUAGGGACUAUGGACACUGUAGGGACUAUGGACACUGUAGGGACUAUGGACACUGUAGGGACUAUGGACACUGUAGGGAGUAUGGACACUGUAGGGACUAUGGACACUGUAGGGAGUAUGGACACUGUAGGGAGUAUGGACACUGUAGGGACUAUGGACACUGUAGGGACUAUGGACACUGUAGGGACUAUGGACACUGUAGGGACUAUGGACACUGUAGGGAGUAUGGACACUGUAGGGACUAUGGACACUGUAGGGAGUAUGGACACUGUAGGGACUAUGGACACUGUAGGGAGUAUGGACACUGUAGGGAGUAUGGACACUGUAGGGAGUAUGGACACUGUAGGGACUAUGGACACUGUAGGGAGUAUGGACACUGUAGGGACUAUGGACACUGUAGGGACUAUGGACACUGUAGGGAGUAUGGACACUGUAGGGAGUAUGGACACUGUAGGGACUAUGGACACUGUAGGGACUAUGGACACUGUAGGGACUAUGGACACUGUAGGGACUAUGGACACUGUAGGGACUAUGGACACUGUAGGGACUAUGGACACUGUAGGGAGUAUGGACACUGUAGGGACUAUGGACACUGUAGGGACUAUGGACACUGUAGGGACUAUGGACACUGUAGGGAGUAUGGACACUGUAGGGACUAUGGACGCUGUAGGGAGUAUGGACACUGUAGGGACUAUGGACACUGUAGGGAGUAUGGACACUGUAGGGACUAUGGACACUGUAGGGAGUAUGGACACUGUAGGGACUAUGGACACUGUAGGGAGUAUGGACACUGUAGGGAGUAUGGACACUGUAGGGACUAUGGACACUGUAGGGAGUAUGGACACUGUAGGGACUAUGGACACUGUAGGGACUAUGGACACUGUAGGGAGUAUGGACACUGUAGGGAGUAUGGACACUGUAGGGACUAUGGACACUGUAGGGACUAUGGACACUGUAGGGACUAUGGACACUGUAGGGACUAUGGACACUGUAGGGACUAUGGACACUGUAGGGACUAUGGACACUGUAGGGAGUAUGGACACUGUAGGGACUAUGGACACUGUAGGGAGUAUGGACACUGUAGGGACUAUGGACACUGUAGGGAGUAUGGACACUGUAGGGACUAUGGACACUGUAGGGAGUAUGGACACUGUAGGGACUAUGGACACUGUAGGGAGGAUGGUCAACGCACACACCCACAGCAUAGAGGCGUGGGGCAGAGGGGGAAUCGUGCCACUGCCCCUGGAGCUGUGGGUGAAUUCGCUUUUUACCCACAUGGACCCCCGAGGACCCAACCCCUCGGUUUCCGCGGAUGUGGUGUAUUGGGCAGCCCUGCACACGGCAGUAGAGACCAUCAUGACUGGCGGCACAGCAGUAAUGGAUCACCUGUACAUCCGGGACCUAUCUGACCUGGAAGCUGCAGUGAGGGCAUACAAGCACGUGGGCAUCAGAACCUUCAUUGCCCCUAUGCUAGGCGAUUUGGACGUCUCAAACUACUUCCCCUUGGUGCCGGACGCCUGUGAGCGCAACGAGAGGGCGAGGGAGGAAGGGGUGUGUCCUGGCGCCAUGGGGAGUGAUGGGUAUUUCAGGGAGCAACUGGCAGAGCGGCAGGAGGCCAACACCGAGAGGGUUCUUGCCCUGUGGAGGGAAGCUGCGCAGAAGUUUCACGAUCCAGAGGGUGGCAUCAACAUUGUGAUUGGUCCCGUGCAGAACUGGGGAGCAUCCGACGAGCUAAUACAGAGGGCAGUGGACAUCAGAAAGGAGUUAGGGCUGUGCGGUCACAUCCACUUGCUGGAAUCACGGAUGCAAAAACUGCAGAGCAGAUCGCGCUACCCGGAUGGAGGGUGUGUGAAACUACUGAAAGACAUCGGGUGGCUGUCACUCCCUGGGUCCUCCUGUGCGCACUGCGUGUGGCUGGAGGACGAGGAGCAAGCGAUCAUGGCGGAGUGUGGGGCAGUGGCGGUGCAUAACCCCGUCUCCAACCUCCGCCUCGGCUCGGGCAUUGCUCCCAUAAGAGCGUACCUCGAUAAGGGCAUUACUGUGGCUAUCGGGUGCGAUGGGCAGUGCUCGAACGACUCGCAGGACAUGCUGGAAGCCGUGAAGAUGGCGUGUAUUGUCAACCCGCUCACAACCCCCGAGUAUCGCCAGUGGUUGUCCCCAAGGGAGGUGCUCAGAAUGGCAGCAGAGGGAGGCGCGGCAGCAGUGGGCAUGAGAGGGCGGGCAGGUCAAAUUAAGCAUGGCUAUGUGGCGGAUGCUGUGCUGGUGGAUCUGACUACCCUCUCCAUGCUGCCUCGAGCCGACCCUGUAGGGCAACUCGUGCUCACCCGGCAAAGGUGGGUGGGAUGUUGGUGGGUAGGGCCAGCCGACCCUGUGGGGCAACUGGUGCUCACCAGACAAAGGUACAGAGGGAGGGAGGAAUAG